AUGGAAUCUUCUCUAUACGCCCAGUAGGAGGACUUCUUGCAAAAGAAUUCGAUCCAUAGAUACUUGUCUAACUUGAGCACUUCGCUUCUUGCAGGUGGUGCCAUCUAUUCAAUGACCUCUGGAAAUUAAGCUGCAGAGGCUUGGAUUUUCCGUGACGAUAUCGGAGCUCCACAUGGUAUUAAGGGUUACGAAGAGCAAGUUAACUCAGUCGGUAUGCAUCACGGUCACUCUCACUGGCCAUCUGAGAUUACCUGGAACACCUACAACUCCGCUACUUUGAGAAGAGGAUUCAAGGUUUUCCAACGUUCAUGCCAAGGAUGCCACGGAGCCAUGCAUUAGAAAUACGAUUUGCUUAUUGAUAAGGGUUUCAAGCAAAGAGAACUAAUGUCAAAGAUGGUCUUCGCUCCAAGAAUCCACCCAGCCCAUCAAAAAUACAAAGGAGAUUACUUCCAAGAGUGGGAUUACAGACAAAGAGUUAUUCAUGACAGAAUGUGGGCUCCAUAUUUCACUGUCCAUCAAGCCAAGAACGCCAACAAUGGUGUGUGGCCACCUGAACUCUCAAAGGCUAACUCUCAUCAGCCAGGUCUCAUUAACUAUUCAUAUAACUUGCUGACUGGUUAUCACUACAACCCACCCUUCGGUCUUGAUGUCCCAGAAGGUAGAUACUAUAACCCAUAUUUCGAUCAUAUGAUUAUUGCCAUGCCCCCACAACUUCACGACGGCAUGAUCGAAUAUGAAGAUGGUACUCCAGCAUCAGCUCCACAAAUGGCUCAUGAUGUUUCUGAGUAUCUUGCUUACAUUGCCAGAUCUAAGGUUCCAGAUCAAAAGGUUGUCAUUGGUAUGAUUGGUUGCAUCGUCCUGACUUUCUACCCAAUUUCAUACUUCUUCACAAAGUACCAUUACGUAAACACAUAUUCCCACAGAUUUGAAGUCUACGCUGUAAAGAGUGGCAAGGGAUACAAGAAAUUCAGAGAAAAGAUGUUCAAGACACACAAGAUCCCAGGCAACUGGCUCGGUGCUUACUCAUGA
Messenger RNA from Stylonychia lemnae, 1029 nucleotides. NCBI's taxonomy places the organism in Eukaryota, Ciliophora, Spirotrichea, Sporadotrichida, Oxytrichidae. The record is from the annotation of a GenBank genome assembly.